Messenger RNA from Theobroma cacao (cacao), 1319 nucleotides. RefSeq lists its product as uncharacterized. Gene Ontology annotation, cellular component: nucleus. The record is from RefSeq and is a predicted model, not a curated record. Lineage: Eukaryota; Viridiplantae; Streptophyta; Magnoliopsida; Malvales; Malvaceae.
CGUUUUUGACCUUUAUCAGGCUACAGCGGCCACUUCAAGGCGUAGUCAUGCUAAGAAACCCCAAAAGCAAAGACACCGAACAAAAGAAAAAAAAAAUUUUGAGGAGAUGGGAAAAGCAGAGAAAACAGAGCUGAAUCGAUCACUCACGGCCCACCUCAAUACCAUCCAGGAAACCUUGCAGGUGUUGGAUCAAACUGCUUCUUCUUCUUUGGAGAAAGUAACCUGGACUCAAGUUAUCCUGAUUGCUGAACAACUCUCCAAGCAAGCUACUAUUGCUGGAAUGCUUUGGAAUGGGGAAGCACCUGAAGCUAAACAACUUGAGGAGAACAUGACAUCGUAUUUCAAUGUGCUACAGGGCUUCCUUUUGCUCUCCCAUGGAAGCAAUGUUGGUGCUGGCCCAACUCUCUCUUCAAGCAUCCAUGAAUCGGUGAAGCAAGUUGUUGAUUGCAGUUUUAGGUUAAUGAAGGAAUCUGUCUCAUUAUAUGCAGGAUCUCACAAUGGGGACAAGAAACUUUUAAUGCCUCGGUUUGUUGGAGCAGUAUGGGAGGCAUGUGAUGCUCUUAAGAAGGUCCCUGCCACAAAUGUGAUAGCAAUUGGGCGGGCAAUGACGCAGGUAGCAGUUUCUGUGAAGGAUGUUCUUCGUGAGAUGAAAGAGCUCAAGCCUGCUUCCCCUGACCUGAGAGAUGAAGCUUCUGAUGGCAGUUCUAGCAAAGUAGAAAGCAGGCCUCAAGAUGAUGAUGGUGAUGAUUUAAGCGAGGAUGAUAUAGGCAGUGACUUGUCACCUGAAGAAAUGAAAGUUGCUCAACUAGCUCAAGGGGUUGUAUCUGAGACACUUGUGACAAUAAAGGAACUUAUACGCACCAUCACUGGUUUGCUUAAGCAAGAAACUGCAGACGACAAUAGUAAAUUUGUGGAUUCUUUGGAGAAAUUAUUGAAGCUAUGUCAAGGAGUAGGAGCACAGGUUGAUGAAAUUGGAGCCUGUCUUUACCCCCCUCUGGAGAUUGCUGCAAUAAAGGUGGCUUUGGAGAAAAUGUCAAUUGGCAUUAAUGAAGUAGAACAAGAGGUGGAAAGUUUUCAAACAUCUUCCGAGUGCUUGGGUGAGGCUUGCAAUGGGUUGAGGACUUUGUUAAAACAAAUGUUGUCCGAACUGGAUUGCUCCAGCACAACAGACUUGGCAAAUAAAUUGCAGAACGUUGCUGUGAUCAAUUAGGGAGAGAGAUUUGAAACUUUUGUUAACUGAAGCCAACUUGUCAAGAGAAAAUUUGUUCUCAAGAGUGGUUGUUUCUCUAAUAUUAAUACUUUCUCAUUCCAUGUUUAAA